Perca fluviatilis (European perch) is the source of this 3833-nucleotide messenger RNA. It is a transcript of the gene kmt5b, whose product is annotated as lysine methyltransferase 5B. The record is from RefSeq and is a predicted model, not a curated record. Gene Ontology annotation, molecular function: protein binding; histone H4K20 methyltransferase activity. The coding region runs from base 340 to 2946 and encodes 868 amino acids. Lineage: Eukaryota; Metazoa; Chordata; Actinopteri; Perciformes; Percidae. The transcript is spliced from 10 exons. Gene Ontology annotation, cellular component: nucleus.
AACUUCAGCGUCGUUGGAGAGACGACAGUUGGCAAACAAUGCAAGCUAUAUAUUGAUAACUCUGAUACAAUCUCGGCCUCAGCUUCCGGGUUUCCACUGCCUGUCCUGAUCCCCGUGGCGUGUUGUGGUUUUAUGGUGGCUAACGUUAGCUUCCGAGCUAAAAUGCGAAGCUUUUUAUGCAUCGAUUACUAAUGAGAUGACGCUCCUCGCAACGCAGUUGCGCAUUAGGAAACCGCAUUACCCUUCUGACGUUUCAAACGCUAGACCCCUGUCUUCCCCACUCAAGAGUGUUUCUUCAUCUCGGAGACUAAAUGCAACUGGACCAGGGGGCUUGUGGGCAUGAAGUGGCUGGGCGAAUCCAAGAACAUGGUAUUAAAUGGCAGACGACACGGAAACAAGUUGACCAGCGAGCAACAUGUGAGCCAGACUCGCUCUCAGCACUCACAGCGGGCUUCCCUGCGCCACAACAAAAACCGAAGCCGACGAUGUAGCCGCAGGUUUAGUGCAGCCAGUCUGGAGGCAGAGAGACGCUAUGUGCCCUCAUCAGGAAUGACUGCCAAGGAGUUGUGUGAGAAUGAUGACCUGACCACGAGCCUCAUCCUGGAUCCAUACCUGGGCUUUCAAACUCACAAAAUGAACACCAGAUUUCGACCAAUCAAGGGAAGACAAGAGGAGCUGAAGGAGAUCAUCGAGCGCUUCAAGAAACACGACAACUUGGAGAAAGCUUUCAGAGCUUUGACGACAGGGGACUGGUCCCGAAAUCUUUUUCUCCACAAGACGAAAGCUCAAGAAAAGCUCUUCAAGCAACAUGUAUUUGUGUAUCUGCGGAUGUUUGCCACAGACAGCGGGUUUGAGAUUCUCCCAUGUAAUCGCUAUUCAUCAGAGCAAAAUGGAGCUAAAAUUGUGGCAACAAAGGAAUGGAAAAGAAACGACAAGAUCGAACACCUGGUGGGAUGCAUUGCUGAGCUUUCAGAGAGUGAGGAAAACAUGCUGCUCCGGCACGGGGAGAAUGACUUCAGCGUCAUGUAUUCAACCCGCAAGAACUGUGCGCAGCUCUGGCUGGGACCAGCUGCGUUCAUCAAUCACGAUUGUCGACCAAACUGCAAGUUUGUAUCGACAGGACGGGACACCGCCUGUGUGAAGGUUUUGAGGGACACUGAACCAGGAGAGGAAAUCUCGUGUUACUACGGAGACGGGUUUUUUGGGGAAAACAAUGAGUUUUGUGAAUGCUAUACAUGUGAACGACGCGGCACUGGUGCUUUCAAAUCCAGAGCUGGCCUGCCAGUGGAAGUGCCGGUGAUCAACAGCAAGUACGGGUUGCGGGAGACGGACAAGCGUCUCAACAGGCUGAAGAAGCUGGGGGAAGGAAACAGGAGCUCAGAUAGUCACUCUGUAGGCUCCCACACCGACGUUGACUCUCAGGAAAUGCCAAAAACACAUCAAUCUGCCAGAAAAAGAACAUCAUCAUCUGGCCUGAAGUAUAAAAACAGGACUCAAUCCAGACAGACUUUGUCAAGAGCCCUUACUACCUCAUGUUCAAAACAAGGUCGUGUAAACAAUAACAGGGUACCAAAGAGACUAAAAUCCCAAUCCAAGCCUUCACUAAGUAAAGUCCAGUUGCGGAGUCGCAGGAGGGGUGCAGAGCCCAAGGCGUUGGCCAAAGGAGAGACUUGCCAGCUGGGUCUCAGGGACUCAAAGGUGUCGCUUUGUAAAGGUGUCACCGUGAAGAAGGAGAAGGAUGGACAGGAGCUGGUGCAGCAGACGUUAGGCCAGCGGGGCUGCCUCACCCGUCACGCUGCCAAGGAAAAUGGCAAUCUACCGCACGUGCAAGGCAGCGAGGGCAGCCAGUGUUCGACGUACAGAACUCGCAGGUCCACAAGGACCCUUGUAAAAGCCCAGGAAACGGCAGCUGGCGUUAAGCUGGAGCCCAGUGCUAUGGACGGCUUGAGCCCAGUCCCUGGUGGAGUGGUCAUUAAAACGGAGCCAGCCGACAUGGAGGAGUACCUCCGCCACGGAGUAGGGCUGGAGCAGCCGGCUUUGGACCCUGGCUAUGCCAGAAGAGGCUCGUGCACCAGGCGAAAACGGCUGGCACGGCUCAGGACCGAGCGGACGAUCAAAUGCGAGGACUCGUACGGCGAGCCCUUCAUGCCGGUGGCUGCCGACCACGCCCCUAACUUCUCAGACUGUGGCAACGUGCUGCUGAGCUUCUCCGACCGGCACAGGGACUACAACGGGGUUUCCAACGGCAGCAAGUCCCUCCGCAGGGACAAGGGUAAGAGUGGCUGCCGGUCACAGGACAAAAGCAAGAAGAAGCGUCAGAUCACGCGAUACGACGCUCAGCUGAUCCUGGAGAACAGCACGGGCAUCCCCAAACUGACGCUCCGCCGGCGGAGGGACAGCAGCAGUAGCAAGACCAAUGACGCCAACGACCCCGUUGGCUCCUCCAACCUUUCUGCCUCUACGGUCAACUCGGCCUCUUCCAGCAAAAUCAGCAUCAAGUUCAGCAAGGACCACGACAAGGACAAAGGCAGCUCAUACAUCGCCAAACUGAAUAACGGCUUCGCCCCCGUGGUCCACGGCAACUCCACCAAGCUGAAGAUCCAGCUGAAGAGGGAGGACGACGCGCGGAGGAUAUCCCAGACAAAGGCGGACCAGAUGUCCUAUAACGGGGACAUGGGCCAGAGUCUGGAGGCCCGGCACGGUGGACAUCGGACCCAAAAGGUCCUGGCGGAGCCGUCGUCUGACGAGGACGACGAAGACGGCGACGACGAGGAAGAGGAGGACGACGACGACGACGACGAUGACUACUUCGACAAUGAGUUCGAAGACGAUUUCAUUCCGCUUCCUCCAGCAAAGCGCCUCCGACUCAUUGUGGGUAAAGACUCCAUAGACAUCGAUAUCUCCUCCAGGAGGAGAGAGGAUCAGUCUCUGAGGCUCAAUGCAUAAGCUGUGGAGCUCAUCACUCCCAACUUUCCCUCUGUAAAUAAAGAUGACUCGCUAAUCAACUGUUGUGUUGAUGUAAAAGAAGUACAGUAAUUUAAAAACAAACAAAAAAAAAAAAAUUGCUGAAAAAUGAAAGAAUCUGAAUGAAUGUUUUUAAAAGGUUGCCGUUGACCUAAAACAAAUCUCAGUUAUUCACUUUUGUUCAUCUUUAAGUUCCUAAUUUAAUUGGGAGUUCUUCGUCAAAAACUAAUUGCAUUAAUUAAGCAAAAGUUUGCUCACCGAGUCCCGGGCAUUUAUGGCGCUUUCACACCUGUAGUUUGUUUGCUCUGGUCCAAAUCGGACGAUGAGCUUGUAAUCUUGGGGCAGUUUUUCCCCUUGGUUUCGAACAAUCGAAGCGAACCCAAGUGCAUCAUUACAAGGCACGCAAGAACGUUCACUCCGCUAAUUGGUCAGAUGUGUCGGGGGGGGUGGGAGCAAAUGCAGGAAGAAGGUCCUGUGUUCUGGCAUGGUGCAUAUUUCUUUCAUCUCCACGGUCAAACCAGCUCGUUUCAUCUAAAUAUUUUUCACACAUUGUUUUGCGAGGGAGGUUGUUCACCGAGACUUCGCUUGACAGUCAGUCAGUUUCUGCGAUGGCACACCUUCCGCAUCGCAGAAUGCAAAGCUCACCUGACUACGGUAGCCAUGUAGCUCAGACUGGUGGAGUACACACCCAGAUCACGUUCUCACCACAAACGAACCGCUCCAGAGUUGGGUGGAAAGCGUACCGAGCAGGGUUCAAAAGUAGCGCCAUCCACCAGCCGAAUGCUGGUAAAAUAUGCAAAGUGGCUGGUAGAUGUGCUUAACUCCACAGCCUAAAAAAAAAACACAAUGGCAAUCUAUGGAGUGGCUAG